This is a messenger RNA of Dioscorea cayenensis subsp. rotundata (Guinea yam), 1241 nucleotides long. RefSeq names its product GDSL esterase/lipase At1g71250. Gene Ontology annotation, molecular function: hydrolase activity, acting on ester bonds. Lineage: Eukaryota; Viridiplantae; Streptophyta; Magnoliopsida; Dioscoreales; Dioscoreaceae. The transcript has 5 exons. The record is from RefSeq and is a predicted model, not a curated record. Bases 30 to 1130 code for a protein of 366 amino acids.
UAUAAAAAUUUAUAAUUAUAUCCAUCAAAAUGAUGAUGUUGAUGAUGUUUGUAGGUUUAGUGGUGAUGGUGAUGCAGAGUUCAAUAACUAGUGGUGAUCAAGCUUCAAUAGGAGCACAAGUUCCAGCCAUGUUUGUGUUUGGUGACUCUUUGGUUGAUGAUGGGAAUAACAACUACUUGGCUUCCAUUGCCAAAGCCAACUACUACCCUUAUGGCAUUGACUUCUUUCAAGGUCCUACAGGGAGGUUCAGCAAUGGCAAAACUGUCAUUGAUUUCCUAUGUGAACUUCUUGGGCUUCCAUACAUACCAGCAUACACAACCCCUGGUCUUAAUGGCACAAGAUUAAUAAAUGGAGUGAACUAUGCUUCAGCAGCUGCAGGAAUCCUUGAAGAGACUGGCCUAUAUCUUGGUGACAGGUUUAGUCUAGAUCAGCAAGUCCUCAACUUUGAGAACAACUUGAACGAUUUAAGACAAGUAAUCGGUGAUGCCGGAAACUUCACUCAAUACUUAGCGAGAUCCAUUGUAGUGAUGGUACUUGGUAGCAAUGACUACAUAAAUAACUACUUGUUGCCAUCUCUUUAUCAUUCAAGUUAUAUUUAUAACACUCAAGAGUAUGCCAACCUUCUGCUAAAUCACUACACUAGACAACUACUUGCUUUGCACAGUGUGGGGCUUCGGAAGUUCUUGCUUGCCGGAAUUGGCCCGCUCGGUUGCAUUCCGAACCAGAGAGCCACCGGAUAUGCUCCUCCGGACAGAUGUGUAUCUCAAGUGAAUGCAAUGGUUGGUUUGUUUAAUGUCGGACUUAGAAACCUUGUUCAGCAGUUGAACACAAACCAUCCCGGAGCUGUUUUUGUUUAUGGUAACACUUAUGGUGCUCUAGGUGAUCUGCUCAACAACCCCAGGAAUUAUGGAUUUUUGGUUGUGGAUCGAGCAUGUUGCGGAUUAGGAAGGGAUCGAGCGCAGAUCACAUGUGUGCCGAUAAGUACACCGUGCUCGAACCGGAGAGAGUAUGUUUUCUGGGAUGCAUUUCAUCCUACAGAAGCAGUGAAUAGGAUUUUGGCUGAGAGAGCUUUCAGAGGUUCUACUAAUGAUUGUUAUCCUGUCAAUGUUCAGCAGCUUGCUCAAAUAUAAGGACUCUUUCUCAGAAUGGUUAGAAGAUCUUUUAAUAAUUAAGUGCAUGAAUGUUAAUUUAGAUCUUCUUUGAAUAAAUAUGCAUGGUUUGAACUUUAAACUUAAUUUGUG